Messenger RNA from Vitis vinifera (wine grape), 405 nucleotides. Its product is annotated as chaperone protein ClpB1-like. Lineage: Eukaryota; Viridiplantae; Streptophyta; Magnoliopsida; Vitales; Vitaceae. The record is from RefSeq and is a predicted model, not a curated record. Bases 1 to 405 code for a protein of 134 amino acids. Gene Ontology annotation, biological process: cellular response to heat. Gene Ontology annotation, cellular component: cytoplasm. The transcript has 3 exons. Gene Ontology annotation, molecular function: ATP hydrolysis activity.
AUGGCCGUAGCCUUGGCCACUGUUGGCGACGCCGGAAGCCUAUCUCUUGAUCUGCUUAAAGAAGCUGGGGUUAGCACUUCUAAAGUGAAAUCUGAGGUUCAGAAGUUUCGAAGGAAAGAAGGUAAGAAGGUGGAAAGUGCUUCUGGGAACACUCUUGAUCCUGUCAUUAGCCGAGACGAAGAGAUUCGGAAGGUCAUCAUGAUUCUUCCAAGGGAGACUAAGAACGACCCUGUUCUUAUUGAAGAACCAGGUGUGGGUAAGACUGCUGUUGUUGAAAGAUUAGCUCAGAAAAUUGUAAAAGGGGGUGUUCCCAGUAAUCUCGCUGAAGUAAGACCUAUGGCAUUGGAUAUGGGUGCUUUGGUUGCUGGGGCAAAAUAUAGGGGAGAGGUACGUUCAUGGCCUUGA